AUGGAUGAUAGUUUAUGUGGAAAAAUUGGCUUUUUGAGGGAGUAUUUGCCUGAUGACUUGGAAAAAACUAAACCACUUGAUUUUUAUGGAUACCCGAGUUUCCAAAAAUACUGUCCUAGUAAUAACUGCCAUAAUGAUCUCGAAAAAAUUACGAUUGGAUUUUUAUGGUUACUUGAACAAUAUUUUACUGAAUACCCACCUAAAGGUAAUAUUAUAAAAGAUACUAAACCAUUUUUUCUAUAUAUUAUUUUAUGGUUAAGUUACAAAUUAAAUAAAAACAAAGAGCACAAAACUGCCCAAAUAAAUGAAUUUUAUAAUAAGCAUGUAAAAAAUGGUGGUGAAUAUAGUAAUUUUAAUAGUGAUUCCAGUAAAUUUACAAUUCUUGAGGAAUUCAUAAAUAAAGAAAAAGAUUUGUUGAAUAUUGAUAUUAAAGAUCUGUCUAAAUUUUAUGAUGCAUCCAAAUUAAUAUGUAAUAUGUAUGGUAAUGCUUCAAAGAAUCAAACAGGCGAAACACUGUCAAAUGAUGCUAAUAGUUUUGUUCAAAAAUAUACAGACCUCAAAGAUGGCUAUAAUAAUAAAGGAACUCCAUAUAGUCAAAUAUUGUCUGCUUUAUCAACUGAUUAUGAUAAUAUAAAAAAUAAAUGUAAAAAUCGUCAAUUCCUUCCAGAGAUAACAGCAAACAUUUCUGCACUAAAAUAUGGAGAUACAUCAAGUUCGUCGAUAGGAAACAGAUUAUUUACAGUUUUAUCGAUAUUUGGUGCAAUAGCAUUUUUUUUAGGAAUAUCUUAUAAGUAUUCAUUAUUUGGAUUUCGGAAACGAUUUCAAAAACAAAAAUUAAGAGAAAAACUAAAAAAUGUAAAGAAGAGAAUGAAUCAUUAA
This is a messenger RNA of Plasmodium yoelii, 879 nucleotides long. RefSeq lists its product as uncharacterized. NCBI's taxonomy places the organism in Eukaryota, Apicomplexa, Aconoidasida, Haemosporida, Plasmodiidae. The coding region runs from base 1 to 879 and encodes 292 amino acids. The transcript has 3 exons. The record is from RefSeq and is a predicted model, not a curated record.